Fusarium odoratissimum NRRL 54006 is the source of this 4713-nucleotide messenger RNA. RefSeq names its product ATP-binding cassette, subfamily G (WHITE), member 2. Gene Ontology annotation, molecular function: ATP binding; ABC-type transporter activity; ATP hydrolysis activity. The transcript has 4 exons. Gene Ontology annotation, cellular component: membrane. NCBI's taxonomy places the organism in Eukaryota, Fungi, Ascomycota, Sordariomycetes, Hypocreales, Nectriaceae. The record is from RefSeq and is a predicted model, not a curated record. The coding region runs from base 130 to 3363 and encodes 1077 amino acids.
CGGGGCGCCACUCUUCGGUGAAACAGCUUAUCCCGGUCGCGCUCAUAAGCGUCGGUUGUUCAACAAACCAGCCUCCAACAUCAACAUUGUUCUAUCACCAGACUGCAUCGUAUUCCCAUCGCUGCAGUUAUGGCUCCUUCUUCUCUGAGGAGCCUCCUAUUGGGAGCUGUGGCUCUUUGGCCUGGUCUGGUCAUGGCUUCCCAUAACUCAACUUACUCUCAGGCCGACCAACUACGGGCACAGCUAGCUCUCAUGGGUGAUCGACCAGAUGGCUGUCCUCCUUGCUUCAACUGUCUCCUUCCCGCACAUACAUGUGCUCAAUACGCUGGUUGUAAUGAGUUCAACGGAAAAUGCGCCUGUCCUGAGGGAUUUGGCGGUGAUGACUGCCUCGAGCCACUGUGCGGCUCACUUCCCAAGGGAAAGGACCGCCCAAUGCGAUCUGGUGCAUCAUGCGAUUGCGACGAGGGCUGGACUGGCAUCAAUUGCAACGUCUGUACUGACAAUAAAGCCUGCAACGCACUCAUGGAAACCGGCGAAGGCGGUGUCUGUUACCAGAAUGGUGAGGUUGUGAACCACAACUAUCAGAUCUGCGAUGUCACCAACGAGAAGAUCACGUCUUUACUCGGCAAGCAGCGUCCAGAAGUCACAUUCACCUGCAAACAAGAGGAUCAGACUUGCGAUUUCCAAUUUUGGGUAGAUGCUAUCGAAUCCUUCUACUGCCAUCUCUCCGAAUGCGAUUCGAGUGCCGAUUGGGAGGAAGAGAAGAACACAACUUCCUACAAAUGCAAUAAGAUCAGCUGCAGCUGUAUUCCCGAUCGAAUGCUUUGCGGAAAAGAUGGAUCCAUCGAUCUCACAGACUUCCUUGACCAAUCUAUUCAAGGUCCAGGACGAUUCGAAUGUACUCAGAAGCAUGGCGGUACUCACGACUGUGCUUUCAGAGAACCCGAGAUGGACGCCUUGAUUCUAGCCCUAAUUGGAGACUCCAGCAUUCUUCUUAGCUGCCACGCUGGUGAAUGUCUCUACGAGACAGAGGUUCCAGGAUAUAAGCGACCCGUCAAGAAGAUCAACACACCUCUUAUUGCCGGCGUGAUUGCGGGCUGCUCUCUCUUCUUGGUUGCUGUCAUUAUCUUGACAUGGUAUCUGUCAAGGCGCAAGUUGAGCUAUGGGGCUAUCCGCUUGGAGGACUCGGACGACGAGAGUACGAAACUGAUGACCGACCACAAACCCGCUUCACUCUACUUUGACGAUGUUGCGUACACUUUGAAUGGUAAACAGAUUCUUACUGGAAUCCGUGGUAUUUGCAAGCCCGGAGAGGUCACCGCCAUUAUGGGUGCGUCUGGAGCAGGAAAGACAACAUUCCUCGAUAUUCUCGCACGAAAGAACAAGCGUGGACAUGUUCAUGGCAACUUUUACGUCAACGGCGAGAAGGUCAACGAUAAUGAUUACAAGAAUGUUGUUGGGUUUGUUGAUCAGGAGGAUACCAUGCUCCCUACCCUUACCGUUCAUGAGACCAUUCUCAACAGUGCUCUACUUCGACUUCCUCGCGAUAUGGGCCGUGCUGCCAAAGAACAACGUGUGGUUGAGGUUGAGAAGGAACUCGGCAUUCAUCAUAUUCGCGAUUCCCUGAUCGGUUCUGAAGAGGGCAAGGGGCGUGGUAUCUCGGGCGGUGAGAAGCGACGUGUAGGAAUUGCUUGCGAACUGGUUACCAGCCCUUCGAUUCUCUUCCUCGAUGAACCGACCAGUGGUCUCGAUGCCUACAAUGCGUACAAUGUGGUUGAGUGUCUCGUCACUCUGGCGAAGACAUACAAACGAACCGUCAUUUUCACAAUUCAUCAACCUCGAUCCAACAUUGUGGCACUCUUUGACAGACUCGUGCUGUUAGCACAGGGACGUACCGUUUACUCUGGUCCUUUCAACCAAUGUCAAAGUUAUUUCGACGGAAUCGGCUACGAAUGCCCCCCUGGUUUCAAUAUUGCUGAUUAUCUUGUUGACCUUACCAUGCAUGCCGGCAGCACUCAAUCUGUUGAUAAUGGCACUGUCGGCCUUGACAAUAACAGUGUUGGGCCAAGCAGCACCCGUGCUAUCAAGUCUGUGGCAAGCAUAUCAGGCACUACUUCGGGAGACGACGACGCCAGCUCGAGCCGACCUCAGAAUCGACGUAGAGACUCGGUCAAGGUUCGCCAGGAUCGCGAGCUCUUCACACGCAGAAAGACGGUUGACACUGCAGCCUCCUCAGAUGCUGGAGGUGAAGACAACGGUGCCUAUCGCCUUCAUCAAAACCCUGUCGACUCUACUACCGCAACCCUUCUUGAAGACCCCCAUGACUUGCCUCCAGCAGCAGCCACUGGUACGGACCUCGACAUUAUGACACGUGCAUUCAUCCACUCGGAAAUUGCUUCCUCAACACAGGAUGAGAUCCAACGAGCCAUUCGCAUCGCGCAAGAUGCCAAUGGCUCCAACGCAAAUGGCUACACUGUUGAGGGACCCAAUGUUCAUGUCAGUGCUGUUGGAAAGGGCUAUGCCCGAGUUGGCUACUUACGUCAGUUCAUCAUUCUGUCUCAGAGGACUUGGAAGAACUUGUAUCGAAACCCGAUGUUGAUGCUUACCCAUUUCGCUAUCGCCAUCGUGCUCGCCGUUUUUUCAGGAUAUCUCUUCUAUGGUCUCACGGACGACAUCCCCGGCUUCCAGAACCGACUUGGUCUCUUCUUCUUCCUGCUCGCUUUGUUCGGUUUCAGCACACUCACAAGUCUUAACGUAUUCGCCACCGAACGACUUCUUUUUGUUCGCGAACGUGCCAACGGUUACUAUGCGCCAGCCACUUAUUUUGCGGCCAAGGUACUGUUCGACAUAAUCCCUCUUCGAAUCGUCCCCCCUAUCCUUAUGGGUUCCAUAAUCUAUCCUAUGACUGGCUUGGUGGCCGAUUCAACGCACUUCUUCAACUUUAUAUUGGUGCUGGUACUCUUCAACAUGGCUGCUGCGGCUGUUUGUCUCUUUAUUGGAAUUGUUUGCAAGGAUGGCGGUGUCGCGAACUUGAUUGGCAGCUUGGUCAUGCUUUUUAGUCUUCUUUUCGCUGGCUUCCUCCUGAACCACGAUGCCACUCCUAAGGGUGCUCUUUGGCUCCAGACGCUGUCGAUUUUCCACUACGGCUUCGAGUCGCUUAUUGUCAAUGAGGUUCUUCAACUUACCCUCGUGGACAGCAAGUACGGACUGGAUAUCACGGUGCCUGGCGCGGCCAUCCUCAGCUCCUUUGGAUUCAACAAUAAUGCCAUGUGGCCUGACAUCAGGAAUUUGGGUAUUUUUGCUGCCGUCUUCAUCAUCUUGUCUUACGCUGCUAUGCAUUUCUUGCUCGUCGAAAGACGAUAAAUCAGCAUAGAGGGAUUGGUCAUUGUGUAAGGCCUUAAAGUUAAGGAGAACGAUGUAAGUGUCAUUGCUUGCGGUGAUAAUAUACAUAAGAUGUAUGUCAGGCAUACGUGAGUCAUACUGGGCGUUUGGAUGGGGGCACGUUCUCGUUCUUUCAUGGGUUAUUGUAUCAAGUCUCACAAUAUAUGUAGAAUCGCAUUUUAAAGUACAUUUUGAAUGCACACAUGAGUCCGUGGUAGGCCGCUUGAAGACGUGAUAUUUGUCAGAGUUACAGUAAUACAUGAAUACAAGUUGUUUUUACAAGCCAAAGGGCAUGAUCUAUUCCAUCUUUCCACCAGUGAACUCCUCGGCAAUUCUCUUCUGUCGCUUGACGGAGCGGUCGUACUCGGUUUCGUAAAAGUCCAUAAUCUUGGUGGAUACUCCUGUUGUGGUUUCCAACAUGUUGCCAAUCGAUGUUGGCUUGCCCCAGACGUCCCAUGUGUUCUGGGCUGAACCAUAUCGGCCGAUGUCGAAUCCUUGCUUGUGGAAGAAGUCUUCGGCAAAUAUGGUCUCAAUCUCUUCCUUGAGCUCACUCUCAUUGACAAUGAAGUUGGAGGCAUUGAUGUAGAGCUCCAUCAACGCAUCGCGGCGAGCCUCGCGCUUAGCUUCCUCAAUAGCCUUUACCUUGACGCGGCUUCUCUGGGCAUGAAUGAAGCGGCCAGGGUCAGGGUAUGUCUUGGUGUCCAAAACUGCCUUCAGCACUGUGCUACGGGUGAGGCGAUCGUCCUCUCGCUCGGGGGCCUUAACAGCCCGGUGGUUCUCGAGAAACUUGUGGCUCACACGCUCGUUCUGAACAGCAUCACGACGGUUCCUUCGUACCCAAAGUUCCUUCAAACCAGUUUCCAGGUUCUGCCGACGGGAAUUGGCCAUUGUUUGCUUCCAUUCUUGUGUUUCGUUCUUGGGUUUUUGCUUGUGGGCCGGCUUAGGAACGGUUUGCUUGAUGUAAUCGGCUCGAAUCUUGCGGUCACCCUCCAUACGAGGGAAGAUCUCUCGAGGUACGGGGAGGUGACCUCUGACCCGGGGAAGCUUCUUCUCUUCGGACUGGGGUGGUGUAGGCAAGCGGAUGUAUGAGGGAGACUCGGGAGGGACUUGUUCGAGAGCAGGAGCCGAAGUGGAAAAGGCUCUUGCGGCCACGAGGAACUGACGAGCAGCCGCCCUCGGGCAUGAAGUUGUGAGGCUAAAAGGCAUUUUGAGAAGAGCCUCGGCCAGGUUGAGCACUGAGGAACUCGAGUUAUAUCGCAAUUGACGCCGUUCCCCCCGUCGUCAAAUCGGCUUCUGCAGAAUCAAUCACCUGCCUGAGAAAAUCGACGUCGG